Messenger RNA from Lotus japonicus, 1546 nucleotides. Its product is annotated as gibberellin 2-beta-dioxygenase 1-like. The coding region runs from base 295 to 1296 and encodes 333 amino acids. The record is from RefSeq and is a predicted model, not a curated record. Gene Ontology annotation, biological process: response to light stimulus; gibberellin catabolic process. The transcript is spliced from 3 exons. Lineage: Eukaryota; Viridiplantae; Streptophyta; Magnoliopsida; Fabales; Fabaceae.
CGUGCUUACACGUUGAGCAAUCCAAGCUUCUCUCUUACUGCCACACACACCCUCUCCUCCCCCCAAUCCCAUUAUAUUUUCAGUAUAAAUAGCCAGCAGCUAAACCACUUUUCUCAAACAUCCUCUACUCAUAACUCAAAAGCCUUAUCAACUCUGUUUUUCAUUCAUUCACCUUCCAAGAAAAACUCUUCAAUCAUCAUACAUCUUUGCUUCUCUAUCUCUUUCUCUCCUUCUUUCAUCCACUUCUCUAACCUCUCAAGAACAUAGCAAAAGCAAAAACUCCUACAUCACAAAAUGGUAGUGUUGUCCAAACCAACAACAGAGCAAUACUCCUACAUCUUGAACUGCAAACCAACCACAUUCUCCAACACAAUACCUGUGGUUGACCUCUCCAAACCCGACGCAAAGACCCUCAUAGUGAAGGCCUGCGAAGAGUUUGGAUUCUUCAAGGUCAUCAACCAUGGUGUCCCCAUGGAAACAAUCUCCAUGUUGGAGUCUGAAGCUAGCAAGUUUUUCUCCAUGCCCCUCAAUCAGAAGGAAAAAGCUGGACCACCCAAUCCAUUUGGUUAUGGUACAAAGAAUAUUGGACAGAACGGUGAUGUUGGUUGGGUUGAAUAUCUUCUUCUUACAAAUAAUCAAGAGUACAAUUCCACCAGACUCUCCCCUGCUUUUGGCAAAAACAGAGACAAGUUCAGGUGUUUGCUGAGUGAUUACAUGUCCUCUGUGAAGAAAAUGGCUGGUGAGAUUCUUGAAGUGAUGGCUGAGGGGUUGAACAUUCAACAGAAGAAUGUGUUCAGCAAGCUUCUAAUGGAUAAGGAGAGUGACUCUGUCUUCAGGCUCAACCAUUACCCUCCAUGUCCUGAGAUGGCUUUGAAUAGGUGUGAAAACGUGAUGGGUUUUGGUGAGCACACAGAUCCGCAAAUCAUUUCGUUGCUCAGGUCUAACAACACUUCUGGUCUCCAAAUUUGUCUUCGAGAUAGGACUUGGAUUUCUGUGCCAUCUGAUCAUAACUCCUUCUUCAUCAAUGUCGGUGAUUCUCUUCAGGUUAUGACUAAUGGACGGUUCCGGAGUGUGAGGCACAGGGUUUUGGCAAAUGGCUUCAAAUCCAGACUCUCCAUGAUUUAUUUCGGUGGUCCACCAUUGAGUCAGAAAAUUGCACCAUUGCCUUGUCUCAUGAAAGGGAAUGAAAGCAGCUUAUACAAAGAGUUCACAUGGUAUGAGUACAAGAAAUCAGCUUAUGCUUCAAGAUUGGCAGACAAUAGACUUGGCAACUUUGAGAGAAUCACAGCGUCAUAAUGGGCUUAUGGGCUAGAGGAAUAUUAGGGGACACCUAUCAACAUUAGAGUUAUAAUAUGAUGUAUUUGAAGUGUGUUUUCAUUUACUUAAUUUGUUUUAGCAUAAGUUUUGUAUCAAUCAGGAUCAUAGGUAGGGAAGUACUGUGUAUGUAGCCUCCUGUUCAUCUUUCUUCAAUACUCGUGUUAUGUAAGUAACUAAGUAUUGUAUAUUAUCAGUAAAUGCAAUGAUCUUUUAGUUUGUUUAAUAUUAA